AUGGCAGCCGGGUAUGCCUUGCCCGGCGCCUACGAGCGUCUCUACUUUUACUACGCGUAUCGCCUAGACCAUUUGACCAGCGAGAAACCCAUCAUUGCCGUCGGCUGCAAGGGAAAGGACGGAGGUCUAUGUGGUCUUAACGAAUUCAUGGAAUACAUCUCCAAAAAGAAAGUCACCGCCUCCGUCACAAACGAUCUGCAUCCUGAAAUCGAAGCGACUGCGCAGAAGAUCUUUGAGAAGGAGGAGCUGACUGCCCAGGUCGAGUUCAAAAAGGUUGUUCAGAGCGCCAAGAACGAAUACGCCGAUGUCUUCAAAAAGGUCGGCGACAGGUUCGUCGGAAAACUUGACCCCGACACCGAGCCACUUGACAGACCGCCAAAGGAUAAGAAAGGAAACCUCGAGCCUGAGACGGCCGAGCAGACAGCGGCCCGGAAAGCACAAGCCCUGGAGGACGUGAAGCUGUGCCGGCAGAGAGGCUACGAUUCCAUGCACAAGGUCUUCAAGGCACGCGUGGAAGCUGCCGUCGACGCCAUGGUGAAGCUACACCCGGAUUGGAAGAUUGAGGCGCCCCUGAGCAAGGACGGUGUUCCGAUCUUCAACCUGAAGAAGACGGUCAAGGCCAAUCCCACCGUUUCCGAGGGCGACAUCGCAGCGGCCUGGCUGGAGAACAUCAAGGGCGGCCACAAGGAAAACAUCAAGACGCUCAAGGGCAACCUCGACGGCGCCGAGGUCCUUGGAUUCUGCCUGCCUGGCGGCGCUUUGCGGAUGGCCAAGAGGCAGAUCACGGCCUGCAAGAAGUUCCCGAUCGAGGACGAGAUCCUGUUCCCCAAGGAGGCCAAGCUCGGAAAGGCGGCGCAGAUGGCUGAGGAGAUCUCGGAGGCGGAGUUCGAGAAGCUCGCGACUCAAAAGGGCCUGAAGAAACUCGCACAGGAAAAGUGGAAGGGCACGACCCUGGCAGACGUACGCACGAAGCUGCACUACGAGAAGCUCACCUCGGAAUCGCCCAAGGUUAGCGUCGGCAAGGGCGGCGGCUUCAAGGCGCCCUCGGUCGCCUCCGGCAUCGGCGAGGUCGUCGGCAUCGGUCUCUGGGUGUACGGCAUCGUCGAGGCCUGGCGAGACAACGUGUCCGGGCUGGAGCUCGGCGCCGCCGCGUCUUCCAUCAUCCCCAUCGUCGGCUGCACGGUUCAGGCCAUCGCGGACCAUGCCAAGGGCGCCUUCGAGACCAUCGACACGGCGCUGUGCCUGCUCGGCGACGGCCUCAUGCUCACGGGCAACGUGCCCGCGGGCAUCGCGCUGCACGUCAUCCGCGCCAUCCUCAGCUUUUUCCGGCCUCCGCCCUACCCCAAGCUGGAGCAUAUGCAGGCCGCGCGCGACGGCGUCUGGAACCGCUUCCUCAAGGACGACAUCUACUCGUACAUCUACUCGCACCCGGGCUACGCCAACAUCACCGGCCGCCGCGUGAACUCGACCGAGGUCGACUUCCGCGACAAGCUCGAGGGCGCCCUCGCCAUGGAGGGCCUGGCCGUCCUCUCGCACGGCGCGCAGACCAUCGGCGCCGCCGUGGCCAGCGCCCAGGACAGCCUUGAGGCCAGCACCACGCCCGAGCAGAAGGCCGACGUCGAGAAGGCCAUCGCCGACGUCAAGACGCAGCUGCUCGAGGCCACGGACCGCGAGAUGGUUCGCCGCCAGCGCCAGAUGCUCAUCGCCCUGCCCAAGACGCUCAAGGAGACGCACGACAUCUCGCUGCAGCCCAUCGCCGACGAGUUCAACCGCCAGUUCAACGACAACAUCACCUCGUCCGAGAUGGUCGAGAAGUACCACAAAUGGCUUUUCAUGGGCUUCGGCGCCGCCACCGAGGACAACCAGGAAGAGGUCGAGCGCGACCUGGGCAAGAUCGCCGACGCCCUCUACGCCAACCCGCCCCAGCUGCCCUCCUACUUCGACCUGACCUACAUCCUCGGCCAGAGCCGCGGCCUCGCCAACAUCCACAACGACACCCUGUCUAUCCCGAGCUACCUCCGCGACAAGUUCCCGACCAUGUCCGAGGCCUCGCUGCAGGUGCACGUGCUGCACCACACGCUGCAGAUCGCCAACCUCAUCAUGCGCACCAACACCGAGGACAAGCUGUCCCAGUACUUCCCCGACUCGGACGCCCAGGGCGUGCGGGACCUUCAGACGCUCAUCGCGCUCAAGUUUGGGCGCAUCUCCGAUGAGAGCAAGCUCUGGGUCGCCCGGCUCGACUACCCGGAGGGCAACUGGGCCUGGAUGCUGACCGAGGAGGACUUCCGCGCCGCGCGCGCCAUCGUCAACCCGUACGUCCCCCAGUGCAGGCCCCAAAUCGUCGCACCUCAGCCGAAGCCCCUGUGCACGCCCCUCCUCACCGGACCGGCGUCCAUCUUCCUGACCAUCGGCAUGAGCAAGGCGCUGGUGGCGAGCCUGUCGGAGCAGGAGCGCGCGCUGACGACACGGGGCGUGUCGGAGGUCAGCCAGAAAAUCAAGGACUUGGCGAGGAAGCUCGAGGCGGAUGUGACGACGCCGAAGCGCUUCUGGCAUGCGAUGCUGGCGGCGCAAAAGGCCAAGGACGACGAGGACGCGGCGUUCCUGGCCCUGCCGGCCGGGCCGCCCAAGGAGGGGGAGAAGCCGGUCAGGAGGGCGCUGCCCCGUUCGGCGGCCGUCUACCGUGCCAACUUUGGCGCCUCGCUCUAA
Molecule: messenger RNA, 2706 nt
Organism: Cordyceps fumosorosea ARSEF 2679
Lineage: Eukaryota; Fungi; Ascomycota; Sordariomycetes; Hypocreales; Cordycipitaceae
Exons: 1
Coding region: 1-2706 (901 amino acids)
Source: RefSeq, a predicted model, not a curated record